This is a messenger RNA of Darwinula stevensoni, 2825 nucleotides long. NCBI's taxonomy places the organism in Eukaryota, Metazoa, Arthropoda, Ostracoda, Podocopida, Darwinulidae. The record is from the annotation of a GenBank genome assembly.
UUUUUAUUACCUCUGUUGCAGAUAAGAGCACAUGGUUGAUGUAGGAAUAUUUCUACGUUUGCAAACGGAAUAGACUGUGAUGAUGGAUGAAGAUAAGAAAUCAUCUCAGCUCCUCUCAGGAACAGAAGCUGCCAAAGAGGUUCGAGAGAGGCUGGCAGGUGAAACUUCAACACUGAUCAGGGAAACUGGAAUUAUACCACGCCUCGUAAUCGUGCAAGUUGGUGGCCGAGAAGACUCUGCUGUUUACAUCAGGAUGAAACUCAAAGCAGCAUCAGAAAUUGGAAUGAGGGCUGAUCAUAUACAUUUGGAAAGAGAGAUAACUCAGUCUGAAUUGCUGAAUAAAGUUAAAGAAUUGAAUGACGAUGCAACAGUUCAUGGAAUUAUCGUCCAGAUGCCUCUUGAUACAACUGAAGACAUUGAUUCCCGUUUGGUUAUUGAUGCAAUCAGUCCUGACAAAGAUGUAGAUGGGACAUCACACUUUUGCCUGCAGGUUUCAAAGGCAGAUUUGCUUGUCGUUGCCAUGGGCAAACCCAAGUUUGUUAAGGGUGACUGGAUUAAACCAGGCUCAGUGGUCAUUGACUGUGGCAUCAAUUCCAUUCCUGAUGCAACAAAGAAGUCUGGGUCUCAGUUGGUGGGUGAUGUGGAUUUUGAGGCUGCAAAGUAUCGAGCUGGCUGGAUUACUCCGGUUCCAGGGGGAGUUGGUCCCAUGACUGUGGCCUUCCUUAUGAACAACACAGUUCAAUCUGCCAAAAGAGCAGCACAAGAAAUGUUGAGAGAGUCUUGGGCACUUCCUCCACUCAGAAUCCAUUCAAAAUCCCCUGUUCCUAGUGACAUUGACAUAGCCAUGGCCCAGACACCAAAGGACAUUGGAACAUUGGCCAAGGAAAUAGGUCUCUUGCCAAGCGAGGUUGAUUUGUUUGGGAAGACAAAAGCAAAAGUUUCCCUGUCAGUGCUUCAUCGUCUGGAUGGAAGGAGCAAUGGGAGAUAUGUUGUAGUGACCGGCAUUACUCCCACUCCACUUGGUGAGGGGAAAAGCACAACAGCAAUUGGUUUGACACAAGCACUUGGUGCCCAUUUGUCCAAGAAUGUUUUUGCAUGUGUGAGGCAACCAUCACAAGGGCCUACCUUUGGUAUCAAAGGAGGUGCAGCUGGUGGAGGUUACUCACAAGUCAUCCCCAUGGAUGAAUUCAAUUUGCAUCUGACUGGGGAUAUUCAUGCUAUUACAGCUGCCAAUAACCUGCUUGCAGCUCAGAUUGAUGCAAAAAUGUUUCAUGAAAGGACACAGAGUAAUGAAGCUCUUUACAGGAGACUGGUUCCUGACAUGAAAGAAGGGAGGAAAUUCUCCAAUAUUCAGCUCAAUCGCUUGAGGAAGCUGGGCAUUGAGAAAACAAAGCCAGAGGAUUUGACACAUGAGGAAAUCAAAAAAUUUGUUCGACUUGAUAUUGAUUCUUCUACCAUCACCUGGCAGAGAGUUUUGGACACAAAUGAUCGGUUCCUUCGGAAGAUCCAGAUUGGACUAUCACCCACAGAGAAAGGUCAUGCCAGGGAAUGCCAGUUUGAUAUCACUGUUGCAAGUGAAAUAAUGGCCAUACUGGCACUCACCACAGGAUAUGAGGACAUGAGGCAUCGACUGGGUAAAAUGGUUGUUGCUAGUAACAACCAAGGAGAGCCAGUCACUGCAGAGGAUUUGGGGAUCAGUGGAGCAUUAAUGGUGCUAAUGAAGGAUGCUAUCAGACCAAACCUGAUGCAAACUCUAGAAGGAACUCCCGUGUUUGUCCAUGCUGGACCAUUUGCCAAUAUUGCCCAUGGAAAUUCUUCCAUCCUUGCAGAUGCUAUUGCUCUCAAAUUAGUUGGACCACAUGGAUAUGUUGUUACUGAGGCUGGUUUUGGAGCUGACAUUGGGAUGGAAAAAUUUUUCAACAUCAAGUGCCGAUAUUCUGGUCUGGUGCCAAAUGCUGUUGUCCUUGUGGCCACUAUCAGAGCUCUGAAGAUGCAUGGAGGUGGUCCAUCUGUUACUGCUGGUGUUCCUUUGCCUUCUGCAUACACUGAAGAAAACGUGGAAUUGGUUGAAAAGGGAUGUCUGAAUCUCAAGAAGCAGAUAUCGAAUGCCAAGAAAUUUGGAGUCCCUGUUGUGGUUGCCAUCAAUGUUUUCAGAUUCUUGUAUGAUACCUUACUACCAAUUGAGGAGAAAAUAAACAUCAUAGCAAAGGAAAUAUAUGGAGCAGAUGGUAUUGAGCUGUUGCCAGAAGCUCAGAAGAAGGUGGACACAUAUACCAAACAGGGAUUUGGAAAUCUUCCCAUUUGCAUGGCAAAGACCCACCUGUCUCUAUCUCAUGACCCUUCACUGAAAGGAGUGCCAACAGGAUACAAACUACCUAUUCGAGAUGUGAGAGCAAGUGUUGGUGCAGGCUUCCUCUAUCCUCUUGUAGGGACGAUGAGCACAAUGCCAGGACUGCCAACUCGGCCAUGCUUCUAUGACAUUGAUCUGAACCUGAAGACAGGAGCAGUGGAGGGCCUUUUCUGACAAUCACAGUACCCCACAGUGAUACCCCCAAGGCCUUCAUUAGGAGGAAUCACGUGGGUCAAUUCUGUGCGAAGGAUCCAUUACUGCAUUCGACGCCUUCCAUUUAUCUUUUGAAGGAGUGCCUCAUGUUGAAAUUCUCCUGUGCCAUGUGUUGUGCAAUAUGAAACAGAAUGGUCUGCUUUGAAUUACCCCUCUUGCUUUUUGUUUUUUGCAAUUUGUUUGCUACAAAUGUUCUAUAUACUUCCAUAUUUUGAAGUGGUGUCUACUUUGAGGCUUUUUUCAAUAAAAUACUAUUUUCAAG